ACGGCGAGAAGCGGUCGGAAAAAUGGCGUCCGAUAACGAAGCCUCUUGCGCGAGUGACCCAAAUUUCGCGGUGAUCUGCUCGUUCCUCGGCUGCUUCGGCAAGUCCUGCGGUAUCAUUUACCCGGACAUGGCGCGGCUCCAGGAGAUGCUCGAGAACACGCAGGAAGUGUCACAAGAAUUAAUAAACCUGCACAUCAAACUAUUACGUAAGACGCGUAAAACCGUAUCGCCAGAAAAGUGGGAAAGGGCGCUAGUCAAAUUUUGCCACACGUACUCUAAUCAGGAUGGAUGGGAACUUGAACGGUUUGGUUACAAGAAAGCCCGCAUUGCUGUCAAACUACGUUUACUUAAAAUACUAUUGGAAACACAAUUUGACUUGAAUCAAAAGUUUAAGAAUGAGGUGAACAAAUUGGCAGCGGAUGAGUUACGCGUGGAACCAUUAGGAAGAGACAAAAGUGGAUUAGCGUAUUGGUGUCAGCUGGACGAAGAGUGCAACAUAAGGGUUUACAGGGAAGAUUUGGACGAAGAGAAUUGGGAACUAGUAGCUAAGGAUCGAGAGGGUGUUGCUAAUCUCAUAAACACCUUGUCGAACGGUGAGGCUGGGGCUAUACCGAUUAACGAAGACAGCAACAGUCUAGAGAUCUCUGAGAAGCCUAUAAUAGACACUGGCCAAGUGACUACGUCUCCGAGUUUGGAGGACGAAGAGAACGGUGUACAAGAGAACGGUGUUCACACGGACGAGAUGAGUGACAAACAACUCCCGAAUGGAAGGACCGAUGAAUUCGAGGACGAACAAGAAGACGAUCGAGUCCUAAAUCGGGAGCAGGAUCGGAACCAAGGUCAAGAUCAGAAUAAUAUCGUAGAUGAAGCUGAAAAUGACGAGGAAGAAGACAUUGAUGGAGAGGAGGAAGAGGAAGAGGAACAAGAGGAGGAAGAGGAGGAAGAAGAAGAGGAAGAGGAAGAGGAGGAGGAGGAGGAAGAAGAAGAGGAGGAGGAGGAAGAGGAUAUAACGAAUGACGAGAGUUCCAAGCAGAUUACAGAAGAAGAUGAUUCUCAAGAAAUGGUACAAACUCCGAGCACAGAAUCAAGGUACACAAACGCUUCAUCUUUAUUACCGGCAACCCAUACAAAAACUCUAAAAGUGGAUGCAAUACCAGAAGAUACGUGUCACAAGGAAGCAGGCAACGAAACGUCCGCUUCCUUGACGUCGGAGACCAAGUCCCCGGUAACGCACAACGCGCUCGCGAUAACGGGUGUUGCAAAGACUGAGGAAUCGAUGCCGUUAAAGUCGAUAGAAACACCCGUUAUUACUUCAUCUCCACUGAAACUGGUAAACAUCGCAGAACUUAAACAGCCGGAAGAAAAGUCGGUGAGCGCAGUCACGCCUAUCGACGUACCCUUAAAUGCCGCCAAGAAACACGGUGCCUCGGAUGAAACGGCAGAUCCGAGCGCAAAGCCUCUUCCGGAUAAACUACCUGGGAAGAACACUCUAUCCUUUUCUUCCGCGGAUUCUACUCCGAUAGGACACAGCAAGCUGUCGGUCAAACCGAUAGAUCAACUGGCUGCGAAUCUCGUGAGGAUACAAUCAGAAAAACUGGAGAAACCAACCGCGCCGAAAUCGCUGGAAAAGAUAGCCGAGUCUCUAGCGAGAUCCAGCGGCAUGUUGGGAAGUAUGGUUAACGGAAGUGAGGAUGACCGGCUACCGCAAGACUUUUGUGCGCGGAAUCAAUCUGAGAAAUCGGCAACGCUCAGAGGCCACCGAGGCAUAGAUCUGUCGACGUCGCCGCGCAGUUGGGAAAGCGCAAAUGAGCAAGACAGACCGAUGGAUUUCUCCGGGAUCGAUCUUUCUAGUCGAAAAUUGGGCAAGACGGUGGAUCUGCCCUCCCCGGGUUACAGAGCGCAACCAGAUUUUCAGCAUCGAGAGAUGGAUCUAAGCACGAAAAAGGUGAGCAAGCCGGAAGUGCCGAACUUACCAUAUGACGCGCGUAGCGUGAUGAUGCGUAAUCACGCGAUGGUAGCGGACCUGAGCAAGCGGCAAAUGCCGUUCACCGCGUACGAGAUGUCGUCGACGCCAUAUCACAACGCGGCUAGAUUACCCGCCAAGGACGAGCAUAGAUUGCCGAGUUACACAGUACUUCCCGAUCCUAGUAAAAUCACGGCUCUGAGGAUAAACACCGCGUCGUUGAAACGUCCGUUGGAAGGUGACGACGCGCAACAGGACAUGCUAAAGAGGAUAAGGGCGGAUGUGAUACCAAUCAGGGGUUCGAUGGACAAGAGACCGAUGAUGGGAGGCGGUAACUGGCGAGAGGAGGUAGGCGAGGCUAUCGAGGAACCGAUGAUGAUGGUUCAAGGCGAGGGAUCCGGCAGCGAUUGUGACGCAGUGAAUCCUGGUGUUGGCGAGGCCGUCGAAGAGCCGACAAUCUUCUUUCACGGCGAGGGUUCUGGCGCUGAGUGCGAGACUGGUAAUCCCGGCGACGACACGUCCACUGACAAUAAAGAAAGCAACGAAUCAAAAACCGAACCUGACUCGGCUACUGCGACCUUGCCGCAGAAUAAGGUCUUGAGUGAGGACGAGACCGUAUCUGCGAGCACGGUACUGUCGAAUAAACCCCCUGUAAAAUUAAAUAGGAAUUAUCCACAGUCUAAUGUAAGCGUAAAUGAUAAUUGUCAAAUAGUAGAUUCUAUACAAGAGAAGCCAAAGUUCAAGCCAACGUUAGGCGUCCAGAUAAUACCUGAAAGUACAACCGGUCCCGUCAAGAAGCUGUCCAGAUGGGACGUAGGCAAGCCGGAGGAAAAAGUAGACUGUGACAAUAGUAUCAUAUCAAACGAAGAAGACAUAUCACUGAAGCGGACGACGGACGAUGAUAAUGAGCGCGAGGAUACGAAGCAAACGCCAUUAAUUACGGACGCAUUAACGACAAAACUUGGAUACGAGGACACUGUCGGCGAAAAUCAAGAUAUCAAGAUAGAGGAGAGUUCGGUAAACGCGGAGAGUGCAACGAAUGAAGGGAGUGCCAAGUCGCAAGUGUCUGAUGUGAGCUUGGAACGUACGAAUACGAUGGAAGAGGAAAGGUGUUCUAAGCUUCAGGAGCCUAUGCAGUGUGUCUCGUCUGUAUCGACAUGUCAAGCGGAUACCUCACAGAUCCCCGAAUCGUGUACCAUGAACCCUGAACCUACGGUACCUAUAACCGAUAUGCAAAGUGCAAAAUCCGACUCGGACAGCGUGGUUUCACGCGAAUCAAAUGUCUCCGGAGCAGUCGAUGACGAGUGCAAGCCAGCAGCUGCAUCACCACCGAGAUUUUUUUUUGGUCCCAAUUGCGUAGCAUAUACCUCGAAAUGUGACGAAUUGGAGUCACAGUCAGAGCACGAUCUGGCUACGUCUGCGUCUGAUAAAACUGUAGAUACUGUGCAAUAUGAGUGCGUGUCUUCGUCGAAGCCAGCAGACGGUACGAUUUAUCCGUGUCAGACGGGAGAUUUCGACCUGGCUCAAACCAACAAUAACUCGUUGAAAGCAAGCCCGUUUGCUUCGGAAUCUGACAGCGCUCUACGCGGAAACGGUAGCGAAGACGCGGAAAAGAUUGAGGAACCGAAUAAGGACACACAGUGGAACCAACGAGCUUUGACGGUCGAUAGCUCGAGAGAAACGAAUGAUACAGCCGAAGACAACGUUACUAAUUCGUCUAUUGCACAAAUAGAAAUGGACACGAAAGAGACAGUUUGCACCGAGAAGGAAAUGAAAGAGGAUGUCUCUUUGGAAGUAGAUACGAGCUCUACGUCAGAGACUGCAACUGAGAAUGAAAAUGUCAACGACGAAAGUGUCACUGAGGAAGAACCAAUUAAGAUCAGUUCGAUCAGCGAGUCUAGCGUGGUUCAACCAGAGGAAAGUGGGAGUGUCGAGCCACCGCAAUGUGACAGAUCUGAUCUCGAAAAACCUGUGAACACAGUGAAUCAGGAAAGUUUUUCUCCCGAAAGAAUAGGCGCCAUUACGUCGCACGUGCUGGACGAUAAAAAGAACGAGGAUGAAAUAUCGCUAGCUGACGACUGUAAAAACGAUUGUCAGGUGGCGUCUAAUUCAGAUAUGUUUGAGGAUGAUCAGGAGAGGAAAGAGUCUGUGACGCAUUCUACAUCAUCAUCGUUUGUGCAAAAUGUACAAGUAGAACACAGGACUGGUCUCGAGGAGUUUGGGGACAGAGACGACGAUUCGAGCAAAUUGUUAGAUUCUACCGACGCAGUGGAAUGCGCGAGUUAUCAUCGGGAAACGAGCACGCCUCCGAAAAACGAUCUCGAUUCCGCUGGAGAGAGCUGCGACAAGCAGAGUGACAAGAACGAUAACUUUUCUGAGAUCGAUGGUCAAGAGGAUCACUCAACCGAUACGGAUAACGAGAAGAUGAAAGGCUUGACCGGCUCCGAUGCCGAUUCAGUAUGCGUAAAUUACGACAAAAAUAGCGAAAGGACUGACGCGUUAUCGGACAUGGGGAUGCAGGACGAUGGAUCGGGCGAUUCCGAGGAGAUCAAAGAGAAGGGAUUGAACGACGCGCAAAUCAACGACGCUGUAUUUGAUAUCGAUUCCUCAACGCAUCUUGCUGAAAGUUCUGUAGUGACUAGUUCGGAGACCGCUCAAGACGGCGACAAUUUAGUUCCUACUGUAAGCAGCUCAGAGAACAUCUGUGUGCAGUACUCUUCGUCUCGGGAGAGCGAACCAGAGCAGAUGGAUGAUGAGAAAACCGAGAACAGAUCGUCUAGCGCCGACAAUCUCUCCACAUCUGACAUUCUACCAGCGGUGGUGCCUGAAAUGAAUACCUUUGAGCCGUCCGAGUCCCCCAUCGUUGAAGCUACGAGAGAAACGAACUCGUCCAACUUGGUGCAGAGUACGAGCGAAUAUGCUGACGAUGUUUCGGAAAAUCCCAGUUCUUGCGUCGAUCAAGAUUCGAAUGAGGAAAUGGUUAUAGACGAUCGAGUGUCGGAAUCAAAUGAGUCGUCUAAAGAGACUGAGGAAGCAACAUGUGAACAGGAACAACAGCCAGAAGAGAACGCGAAUCAAGUAACAAUGAAAUUCGCCGAAGAAAGGAAAGAAGAAGUAGAAGAAGCUCCGGCUGUUACCGCCACCGAACAGGAAUCUCGUCAGACCAUGAUGGAAACUGAAAUCUUGGAGAAGGAGAGAUCUGAAAUCGUUGCGGAAAAUGAAGGCGGUAACAAUCUCAAAGAGUUCAUCGAAGAUGAGGAGAACGAGGACAUGGAAAAGGACACUUGUAAAGACGAUAAACAAGACGCAGUUAUUGUGAAAGAUACGGUUAGCGGAGACAUGGAAAGUGGCGAAAAGAAUUUAGAAAAAUCAGAAAUAGAUUCGAUAGAUACGGUUGUCGCGAUCGAAAAAUCAGAGAUGGAUUGCGUAAUAAGCGCAACUUCCCAGGAACUACAAGAAGAGGUAACAAAUGGUAAUAAAUUAUUGACAGUUAUGAAUUAUGAAAGCGAGUCCAAUGACGAUGAUGGUAGUGAUGACGUUUUCGAACCUGAUCUGACACAAGUGAGCGAUUCUAAGGAUGACGAUGUAGCAAUCCAGGAGAGAGAAAUGGACAAAAGCAUGCAUGAAAAUUCGGCUAAGGAAGAAAAUUUGGUUAAGGAGGCUGAAGUCAAUAUCACAGAUUUGACUUGUGACGUGCCCCACGAACAGCCGCCUGCUCAGCACGAAGUCGACGAAUGUCCAGAAACAAAAAUUAACGAAGCAUCAAAUGAAAAAUCUACGGUUGUAGAACAGGAGGAUGUGAAAAUUACCGCGCAGGAAUACACUGAUGAAACGCAGAUUAAACCUACUUGUAAUAACAUUGAGUGUCUUUCGAACGAGCCAACGAUGCCUUUAAACACGGAUAGAUUUCAAGAAGAAACGAGCGAUAUUCGUGAUAUUUUCAUUAAUGACCAAUCGGAAGCAUCGGAGGUAUCUGAUGCUACGACGCCUUUAGCGGAUCCAGUGGCGGAAGGAACAAUGGAAUCUCUUUUGAGUAAAAAUUCCGAGAUUAUUACCGGCGAUAACGAAAAAGGCGAAGAACAUCCGAAUAAUUUGAUCGACAACACGAAAACGGCAGAAGAGACGGAAAACGUUAAAAUGAGAACGGAAAAGACUGAGUGUUUGAUAUCCAAGAGUGUUGGCGACCGUUUGAACGAAGACGACGCGAGUAAUCGUGAGAAAUCGUCGUUUGCGCGCGAUAACUUGGAACUUAAUGCCAUAGGUGGUCAAGCAACGGAUGCCGAGGAUACGUUUUCUGCGAGAGAGCAGCAUACGGACGAGAAACUGAAUGUGAGCUUCGAUGCAGAGGAUACCGCGAGACAAAGAGAUACGAGUGAACACGCGUCCGAGGAAUUGCCAGUCCCGUGCAAGAGACUCAAAGAGGAUCUCGCCGAAUACGAUAGCAAAGAUACCAAGUGGAAUGUAAAAUCUCAAUUGCACGAAGAAAGUUUAACUAAACUCCCAUGGAAGGAAGAAUUCAUGGACGUGAAUAUACCGAUUCAUCAAGCUGUUUGUCCGCCAGAAUCGAACGUUAUGCCAUCAAAGCUGGACAGUGUGUUAACCGAGGAUAAGUCGCAGUGUAAAACUGAGAGCGCAAGCUUAGAAACCGUGCCUUCGGACACUUUGUAUUACGCGAAUUCAGUGUACACGAAGAUUGAAAAUGUUAACAACUUGGACAGCAGCAACGAUCAAAAUGAGUCUCUUAAUACAAAUGUGAAUAUAAGUAAAAUUACAGACAAUUCUAGCAAAAGUUCGCCGUUGAAUACGAGUGAUGAAUCGGCAUUUCUCGUUCAGGAGACCAUUUCGGAAAUUGGAACGAUAAAAUCGGAUGCCAAGAAAGAAGCUAGCAAGAGAUUGAUCGACGCCUCGGACGUAGAGGAUAUUCCUCCACUAAAAUCUAAACCACAGUCUCCGUACGUGGAGACUGUCGAGACGCUAGAAAAGAAGACGCCAGAAGAUACGGCGAGUACCGAUGUACAAGCGACCAAGUCAUUAGAUACGUUCCAUGAAAUUGAAAAUUUCAAGUCACAGCUCAAAGACGAGACGAAAACAGCGGUAAUCUGUACAACGCAAUUAUUUCAAAAUGAUUUUGACAUGGUUAAUGAUACCGCAUCAACUGCUGCGACGUCGGUGGAGGAUUCUACAAAGAAGGAAUCAUUGGAGAUCCAAAGUGUCGAGAUGAAACCGGAAGCUGUGCUUUCUGAUGAUUCAAGUGGAGCCGACAAUGAAAGCGGUCUUAAUCUAGAUCCAGCAGAGGAUGCUGAUCCCUUGGCGUGUGGUAACGAUGAUCCUCUGAAGAUUGCCGAUAUUGCCGAAAAUGACGCUUCCAAGAUAAGCAUUCGCGUGAAGUCAGUAUCCGAGAUGGUUUACGAGGGAUGGAAAUUGGACAGCACUACGGAGGCGCCGAAAAUCUCGCGAAAGCGACGAAACAGCGCUCACGAGUCCAACUCCGAGGACGGGAUCGCAAAAGAGGACGAAGAGAUGAUGGGCGGUAAGAGGAUGAAGUUACGCGCGAAACGAAUGCCCGAUAAGGAAUUACGAAAGUCCGUCGAGGAGAACCGCGAAAUGGCAGUGAGCUCCGAGGACGAGGCCACAAAGUGCGGCUCCGAUAACGUGACGGAGCACCCUAAUAAAGACGGUAGCGAUGAUCCCAGUAUCAUGCAAUCGAUGGUGAUCGAUAAGAAGAUCAGAGGUCGUCCUCGAGGUAGACGGAGGCGCGGCUUUCGAGGUGGCGGGCGUCCCAAUCGGCCGAAACUUACGGACCUUCAACGUGAUCAAAUAUCGGAAGUAUCGUCUGGCGUACAUCCCGAUGGAGCUCCGAAUGAUUCGGGCACGACUUCUAUGACGCAGAAGACGCGGAAGAAACGGAAAAUGGUUCUAGGCUUAGAAAUCGGCAGAGACAUUUCGCUGGAAGCGCAAAGUGCUCCGAAACAGGACGAGACACCCGUCAGACAGUCGAGAAGGAUAGCACAGUUAAAGAUCAAGGAACAAGCGGAUCGACGGAGAAUCGAAGAAGAGACCAUGCGUGAAUUGGAAGAGAAGAAAGAAUCUGAAAAGAAGAAAAGAAAGAAGCAGAAGCCGGAAAGCGAAGACGAAAUUAUUUUAUAUCCAAAAGAAAUUGAAAAAGAGAACAAAUCCAAGAAGAAACGGCGAAAGCGCAAGAAAAAGAAGAUGCUGGCAAAAUUCAACGAGGCAAACCCGUGGCAGAGUUCAUCCGGAUCCAGCAGCGACGAGGAGAAUGAGAACGAAGACGAGGAAGAGGAAGAGGAGGAGAUUGAGAGCGAGGGAUCGUUACUCUUUAAAAGUGACCACGAAUUUUCUCCCGAGAGCGAUCUCGAGAAGGAUCAGGAGUCGGAACCGUUACGUCGUGCUAGAACUGCUCAGAAGGCUCAAAGCGACGUUGAAGAAGCCGAGGAUGAGUACGCCUGUCAAAAGUGCGGCAAAGCCGACCAUCCCGAAUGGAUUCUUCUGUGCGAUUCUUGCGACAAGGGUUGGCACUGUUCGUGUCUCAGACCAGCCUUGAUGCUUAUACCCGAGGGCGAUUGGUUUUGUCCACCAUGCCAGCAUAACCUGCUGGUGAUCAAACUAGGGGAGACUUUGAAAACAUUUGACCAAGUAUCCAAGAGGCACGAGAAUGAGGUACUGCGGAAGAAGCGAUUGGCGUUCGUUGGUAUAAGUUUAGAUAACGUGCUUCACAAAGGUGAGCCGCAACGCGGAUCGAGGGGAUCGAAAGCGUCCAGUCAAGAAUCGAAUAACGAUUCAUCGGAUUCGUCCUCCUCGGCCUCCAGUUCCGAAACGUCGAGCAGCGAGGAGAGCGAACCCGUUUAUCAGUUACGUGAACGUCGAUGCGCCAAUACUUAUAAAUUCAACGAAUACGAUGACAUGAUUAACGCCGCGAUUCAGGACGAAGUUGAAGCGGUUCAAGGUGCCGGAAACCAAGGAAGAGGCAAGGAUAUCGCAACGAUAGUCAACGCGGAAAAGGAAGAGGCCCAAGCUGAGGCGUUAAAGAUGACGCAAUUGGAGGAGGACAAGGACGAUGUGGAAUCGAAACCGGAAAAGGAAAGUGACGACGAAUAUAAGAUUGAAAACGAUGACAUGGACAAUGAGGAAAUGGAAGAGGAACAGAGUACAGCUAGAAAGUUGUUGGCACGUAAGAAGCACCGAAAGCUAAACAGUCUCGAUAUCAGCAGUGAGGAUGAUCCGGAGAGUGACGAGGAUUUCAAAGGUACGAGUUCUGAAGAAGACGACUUUGACGAUCAUCACAUCUCGUCGUCCGAUGACAGCAGCUUAGCUGAUGUAAAACGGCGCCGUAGAAAGAGUGACUUGCGUCCUGUACGAAGAUCUACCAGGGCGCGUAUGACCAGAGCCUACGAUGAAGAUUUUAUUAAUGAUGACAGCGAGGAGAGUGAUCGGCCAAAGAGAAAGAAAUCGCGAUCGCUUUGGGGAGAUUCGGACAGCGAGGACAGUGAUAAUUCAUGGAGACAGAGGAAGAAAAAAAGUCGGACGAUACCGGCGUCCAGAGUUAGGACAAUACCCAAACCAAAGGGCAAGAAGAAGAAGAAGAGAAAACGUAUAAUAGAAUCCGACAAUCAAAGCGAGAACGACGAAGAAUACGAACUGAAAAUUGACGGACAUCAGUUACAGGACGUACAUAAUCAGUUCACUGAGCUGCUGAACGUUGAUAAACAGGAGAAUUUGGAAAAUAACGCUGGCGAGAAUAACGUCGAAAUAAAAGAUGAGGGAGGACUGCAAGAAGUAGUCUCGGCGGAAAUGACGAUUCAGCAAUCGCAAGAGGGGGUGAUGCCGAUCCAGAAAAUCAAAAAAGAUAUUGUGCCUAAACCGAAGAAAGCUAUUCGACGAAAGAUUAUUUAUGGCGGACUUCCAGAUGAGAACAGACAAAAAGAAGACGAAAUACUGAGUAGAAGAACCCGCGGACGAAAAAUUAAUUAUCGAGAGGAGAUGGCAUCGGAUAGCGAGGAAGAACUGAAGAAGGCGCUAAUGAUGAGAAAGACUGGUGAGAGCGAAGACGAGUUUGUAGUGAACGAAGCUGACGAUAUGAAUGACGAAGGGGACAAGGAUUCCGAUUCAGGAGACGUAUAUAUUCCCAAGAAAAAUGCUCUCAAGUUUAAAAACAAGUCACCGAAGGCGAAGAAGCCACGGAACAGCAAAAGUCCUGCGGCAAAGCGCAAGUCAUUGUCUGACGACGUACCGAAACAGAGGAAGAAACCUGGUCCAAAGCCAGGUAGCAAGAACAGAGCGCGUAAGCAGAAACUGAAGGAUGACGGUGAUGGGGACAUGAUUGGCGCAGUCAUGGACAAUCCUAUCGGCGAUAUAACGACUAAAAUUGAUGAAAAUCUUACGGACAACGUCGGAUUAACUGGGACAACAAUGUCGGUGGCCAGUUCGUUCACCGGGGACGUACCCGAGGGCUCGCUGACGGGUCUCGGUGCCGCAGAAUUGGCUGACUUGGAUGACGAACAGCUCGAGCAGAUGAUGAUGGACGAAGAGUAUGGACGACGACAGUUGGAACUUGCAGCGAUCGAGAUAGCGAAGAAAAAGAAAAAGGAAGAACGUGAAGCCAAGAAGUUAGAGAAGGCACGCCUGAAAGCCUUGGAAAUAUUGGCGGCGGAGAGGCAGAGAGAUCCUAACGCGCCCGAAGGAACGGAUAGCGAAGCGCCUAAGAAGAAGAAACGUGGACGUCGCAGCAAAGCCGAAAUAAUUGCCGAGCAGAUGCGUAGAGACGGCGCGCCGAAUCUCGGGAUCGCUCCGGCAGCAGUCGGUGGCGUUGUCGGCAUUGGCGGCAGCGGCGUUGGCGGGAUCGGUACGCCGACGAACGGUGCAGGUAACAUGCACAACAUGAACUCUGCUGCUUUAUCCGCUGGUCUGACACCAGAAAUCGAGCGGAACGUGGAAGGAGGACAUAUGUCUCUCAUGACCGGGCCAGACGCGCAACUAUUCAAUCCGGACGGCAUGCCGGUAAGGCCGAAACGGCGUGGUCGUGGCAAGGGUAAGAAAACGCUGGCGUUGGAAGCGGCCAGGGCAGCGGAAGCGGCUAAGGUGGUGGUCGAUGUCAACUUGAUCGCUGGCAUGGGCACAGAUUCGAAUCCGGAAUUGAAGCAGAACGAUAUCCCGAAUGUUCUUCCCACACCAGGCAGUAGUACGUCUGGCUCUGCACCAUCCACACCGCCGGCAAGCGCUGUCCCAACACCGGGACCACCGUCGACGCAACCUUCGAACGUACAGCCGGUUUAUCCAUCGUUACCACCCGGUGGCCAACAGUCUUCCGUCAUCACGAGGAUGCUUCAGUCCCAACCGGUAUCCAGCAGUCCGCAGUCGUUUACGGCAGCAGCUGCCGCCAUGGGUCACAAGUACUUUGGCGGGCCUAAUACCGGCGGACAAAUAAUGGGCGGUCCGCGAACGGGAUACGAGAUGCAACCGCGUGCCAGAAUCCCGUCACCGUACAGACAAGCGGGUCAAUCAUCUAUGCCGCCGCAUUUUGCCGCGGUUAGAUCGGGCACGCCGCCGAUGCGUAUGCGAGUACCCGGUCCGCAGAUGUAUCACACGCCCCAUCAUCCGAUGGAUCCAUCACCAUCGGGCGGUGGGCCGAUCUCCAUCAACAACAGAGAUCGCAGCUCACCCUUGACACCCGGCGGACCGGCGAUGAUUCCACCGUCAGCCGGCAGCCCGCUGGCAAAGGGCGGCCCGACGCCACCGCCACCACCUCCGUACGUGCGAGGAGGUCCGCCGAUGGCUAGGUUCACCGAGAAUCCUAUGGGACCCAGGCAUCAGAUGCCGCCUUUCACUAACGCUUCGCCCGUCAAUCACAACAUGCAACAACCCUCGCCGCCACCCAAUCGACCACCCGGCAAUUUCUCGCCGUAUCAUCCACCUCCACCUCCCAAUUACCACUACGGUGCCUAUCCACCACCUCCGCCGAUGACCACGGCGGAUGACGCGGCUGCCUAUCAGGGCUCACCGUAUCCCUCGGAGCACUUCUCUUCGCCGGCAGACAGCCAGCCACCGAUCCAGGCACCGCCACCGCCUCAGGCGCCGCCACCGCCGCCGCAGCAGCAGCAACAGCAGCAGCAGCAGCAGCAGUCACACCCGGGCGACGAGGAAGGCACCGGCGAAUUUGGUGGUCUGGUAUCUUACUUCAGUAGCCAGAGAGAGGACGAUCUCGAUUCGUAGCAUGAGUGAGAGCUUGGCCAACCCUGAACCGUUAGGUACGAAGAGAAAGAGUCGCGUAUGCGCGCCUUCCGCUCUUCAUAUCACGCCUAGGUAAGAUCACAAUUUUUGCUACAGACAGACAUUGGGAUAACGGAUAGCAUGGUCGGCGCACGAACGAUAAUCUCCAGGAGAUUUGCGAGGAUGAUGUAGGCACACGCCAAGAGUGUGUAGAGCUCGAGGUCGAGUCUUGCUCUUCGAUCUCUUAAGUAAUCAACUGUCCCGUGAUCCUUGCGUUUCUUAACGGAGAACGUAGCCGAAGGCAGAUCCAAGGUUGGCCAAGUAUAGUGCGAACGAGGAGAUAGAGUGGAGCGACGCGGAUUCUAUCUUCUAAGAGUUGUAAGUUUUUCUGUAAUUAGCUUUCAGUUCGUUUAACUUUAAAUACGACGGCGUACGAGACCGCGAGAGCUCUGUGGCGGUCGUCUGCGGUGAACGACUGCGAGACGAAAGAUCUGACCACAAUCACUUUUCACUAUUAUUCAUUAUUAUAGUCCGCCGUAUGGAAAUGCGAGCAAAGUUAUCUCUUCGAGGUGAUUUUUGAUGCUAAGAUGCCCUUACUUCGCGCGAGGUAGUCGCUGGUACGAUGUAUGCUGGUGGACACAGAUUGGUCUUUAAUAGUGAUGAAAAAAAGGACUAAAAUUGUCUGAAUGAGAUAGACGAUGAGAUAGAUGAUGCCGUUGUUAAUGUGUACAUAUGUAAAUAUGCCCUAUGAGUCCUUUAGAUUAUAUUACAUGUAUUAUAUAUAAACACACACGCAGAGACACAGGCAGUCGUGCAGAAUAUUAUAAGAGAUAUAAGAAAAUGAAUUAGUGCGCAAAGGGCACAAAUGUAAUAUUUCAAUUUAAUCCAAAAAAAUGGCAUCUGAGUAUAAUAAAUUAACAAAAAA
This is a messenger RNA of Ooceraea biroi (clonal raider ant), 13112 nucleotides long. RefSeq lists its product as uncharacterized. Gene Ontology annotation, molecular function: histone binding. NCBI's taxonomy places the organism in Eukaryota, Metazoa, Arthropoda, Insecta, Hymenoptera, Formicidae. Gene Ontology annotation, biological process: negative regulation of DNA-templated transcription. Gene Ontology annotation, cellular component: RSF complex. The record is from RefSeq and is a predicted model, not a curated record.